CAAUUGCUCCGCUCACUGGGAGGUGCUGGAAACAAGUAUGGGGUUGUUGUUAUAUUCAUCGUUUUAGUUGAUGCGGGGGAAAAAUAAUCGCAUGCCAUAGCAGAGUUGUUAAAUUAUUGGUUUGAAUUGCUUGUUAUAUCCUACUUCAAACAAAUGUCAUUGUCACUGAGUAACACAAUGGAUGUUAUUGAGACGGUUGUAACAGAGAGUAUUGAAGGAGAUGAAACUCCAACGGCGUCCAGUUUGGAUCCAGAUAAAACAAAAGCAGAGUUUAUAUGGACUUUACAAGCCACAUGGCAACUUGUCCAAACCCGCCUCGAAAUGGACCAGGAUUUUGACCAGCCAGUGUGCAAGAAAAAGAAACUGUGGGAGACAGUGGCUGAGAGAGUGACUGCCAAGCUAAGAGCAGCUGGGAGCACAGAUGUCACAGUCAAGGCCUAUGAGUGUGAUCUGAAGUGGCGUAACAUGUUGGCCACAUACAGGAAAAACGCUGAGAGGUCCAAGAGACUGGGGGCCCAGAGUGUCCACUGGGAGUUCUUCAAGGCCAUGCAUGUGGUCCUGGGGAAGAGUCGAGAGGAGAUCGAGGCACAGCGCAGGUCCAAACUCAAUGGGACCAAGCUGGGCAAGGCUAUUGCCAGCAAGCGGUUUACCCCCAUCCUUCCGACACCCUCCCUGACAGCUGCCCCCUUUGCUUCCAGGCCCCCCCAGGAUGUUCUGCAGCUGUACAUGGAGCUGCAGGAGAGGAAGAUGAACAUGUGGGCCCAGCAGAAGGCCCUGGAGGAGAGGAAGAUAGAGGCCAUCAAUAAUCUAGCCCGGGCAAUCUCCAGUUUGUCUCACAGUCAAAACAACAGUUUCCAGCUGCCAGAGUAGCAGUACAGCACACCCGAGGAAAGGAGUUAUCAUGGAACUAAAAACUUUUGGAUUUUGUGUAAUAUAUAGAAGCUUGUGCAUAGAAUGAAAGACUGCAUCAUGCAAAUGUUUCUUAAGUGUUCAACCAUUCAGCUACUUUGUGUUGUCAUGAUUUGUCAUUGUAUAUGUUUUUAUUAUGCUAUAAUAACACCAUUUGACAAAGGAGUUCACUGCAGGAAUUCCCUGUAAUACCUGUGAAUGAGAAGAAGGCUACACAGGGCAUAUUGUUCAUAGAUCUGCCAUAGGAUACAAAUAAUCCUACAUAUGUAUAAAAUACAAGAUAUUGCUGUGAUACUCUUCCUUUUUAACAUAAUUUAUAUUGUAUAUUUUAUCUCAAUACAAACACAAAGAUUAUAAAUCA
Messenger RNA from Oncorhynchus masou masou (cherry salmon), 1270 nucleotides. RefSeq lists its product as uncharacterized. Lineage: Eukaryota; Metazoa; Chordata; Actinopteri; Salmoniformes; Salmonidae. The record is from RefSeq and is a predicted model, not a curated record. The transcript has 2 exons. The coding region runs from base 154 to 870 and encodes 238 amino acids.